Molecule: messenger RNA, 1344 nt
Organism: Odocoileus virginianus texanus
Lineage: Eukaryota; Metazoa; Chordata; Mammalia; Artiodactyla; Cervidae
Source: RefSeq, a predicted model, not a curated record
CUCUUGAGGCGGCUUUUAUUCCUGAGCUUCUGCUGCUCACGUUACCUGAGCUUAGAAUCCAGGCAGCUGGAUUGGUCUGGGCUGCAGUCAGGUCCGAUGGCUCCUGCAAUAUUAACCAGCUUCUUUCCUCUGUGUGUGUGUCUGCUGCUGACACCAGGCUUCGCUGGGGCAGGCAAGCUGCUGGUGGUACCCAUGGAUGGGAGCCACUGGUUUACCAUGCGUUCAGUGGUGGAGAAACUCUCCCAAAGGGGGCAUGAGAUGGUCCUAGUCAUACCAGAGGUGAGUUGGCACCUGAGCAAUUCAUCCAAUGUUAUAGUAAAGACUUAUCACACGGCUUACAGUCUGGAGGAUUUGAACAUUGAGUUCAGGAAAUUUUCUGAUUUUCAGUGGAAGGUUCGGCCACAGAGUCUACUUCCUAUGUUAAUAAGUCCAGCCAACACAGUUUUUGAUUACUUUUUUUCACGCUGUAAGAGCUUGUUUGAGGACAAGAAAUUAGUAAAAUACUUAGAAGAGGGUUCUUUUGAUGCAGUGUUUCUAGAUCCUUUUGAUAUGUGUGGUUUGAUUAUAGCCAAGUAUCUCUCACUCCCAUCUGUGAUCUUCACCAGGGGAGUUUUCUGCCAUUAUUUUGAAGAAGGCACUCAGAGUCCCCUGGCCCUUUCUUAUGUUCCGAGAGCUUUUUUGGAAUUCUCUGAUGCCAUGACUUUUGAGCAGAGAGUGUGGAAUCUUAUCCGGCACUUAGAGGAACGUUUAUUUUGCCACUAUUUUUACAAAAAUGUUGAAGAAAUUGCCUCUGAGAUUCUCCAGACGCCUGUCACAACAUCUGAGCUCUUCAGUCAAGCAUCAAUUUGGUUGUUACGAAAUGACUUUGUUUUGGACUAUCCCAGACCAGUGAUGCCCAACGUGGUCUUCAUCGGUGGCAUCAACUGUCAGGAGUCGAACCAAAAGCCGUUGUCAGUGGAAUAUCCUGAAGACUUAAGGCAAGUCCAGAAGCUGCAAACAGGAGUCGGGAGGCAGCACUCUGCUUGGGAAGGGCCAGGGGCUCUCAGCAGAAGGGUGAGUGGUUGUUGGACUCAGUGCCGGUCUUCAGGAGCACGAGAACCUCAGCUGAGGUCAGCUGAUAGAUAUGUAGGCGUGACUCAGGAUGUCACUCACGGUCCCUCUGGAUACUUCUGUUACCGAAUGCAAGCUCACCCUGCUCACUGUACGAUAUCUAUUGAGAGUCUUCUAUGUGCCUGGGUAAAAACUGGGGACGUGGCACCAACAAAUGAACAUGACUGCCUGAUGGAAGUUGCCGUCCAGUGGGGAGCAGGUGUUGAUCAGUUACAAGCGGCAAAAAGCACGUGA